Molecule: messenger RNA, 2608 nt
Organism: Misgurnus anguillicaudatus (oriental weatherfish)
Lineage: Eukaryota; Metazoa; Chordata; Actinopteri; Cypriniformes; Cobitidae
Source: RefSeq, a predicted model, not a curated record
AAAAUAUAAACCGGUUCCUGUCUCUCUGGUGGUGUAGCUCACUUCCUGCGCUCUGACGCUGUUUAGCACUUUGAGUUCUGACUGACAUUGACACAGAUAUGGAUUUUUUUAUAACUGUGGCGACUUAUAAAGUUAUUUUAAUGUGCAUCAUACAAGGAACAAAUGGCCUCACGAUACAUCAUUACAAUUCGACAACUGCUGUAAAGGGAGAUAACAUAAGCCUGCCUUGCAUUGUGGAUGAGCAAGAAAAUGUCAAAAUUAUCCAGACAGAAUGGAUUAAACAGAAAAGUGGAGAUGAUCAGAAGAUCGCCGUUUUCCAUCCUUUAUUCCCAAUACAAUAUCAUAAAAGUGGUUUUGUUGUGGAGGAAAGGAACAGUUCACAAACAGGGAAGCUACUGGGCUCUGUCUUAAAUAUGAUUCAUGUAACACCGAAUGACAGCGGCAACUAUAUUUGUGAAAUGACUUCUUUUCCCUUUGGCUCGAUUAAAAGGAUUACAAAGGUGUAUGUCACAGAGCCUCCAGUAUCAUUAGAGAUGUCAAGUUCAUAUGAAUUUGUAAAAGAGGGAGACGAAGUAAAAAUGAGAUGUUCAGCUAGUCCUCGCCCACUCCGUUAUGUACUUCAAAGGUCAAAGGACAAAUCGUUUUUACUUGAAAGCUCAAGUGGAGAGUUCAAUUUACCCAACAUCACCAGAAACAACAGUGAUCUGUAUGUCUGUUUACCUCAAUGGGACUCAUUAGACCAACAUCAGCAAGGUUUCAACGCCACCAUGAGACUGACUGUGAAUUUUCUUGACAGCAUUGAGUGCAACACAAGCAGCCCUUUAAGAGUCAAUACUGGUGAAGAUGUGACGAUUUCUUGUAAAACAAAAGCCUCUCAGCCAUUGCUGUAUCAAUGGAUAAAGGGUAACACAACGGUCGCUCGCUCUGACACUUUGUCUCUGAGUUCAGUGACUUAUGAUCAUUCAGGAACAUACAGACUGACGGCUGCUUUUCCCAACAAUCAAACCCAAACACACAUGGACCUUUCUAUCCAUGUUCUCCCAGUGAGAAGUGAAGGAUCCACAACUGAGACGACAUCAUCCCCGACAAAAAGCUUCAGCACUUCAUAUCUCAAUCAAACCACCAACUCUUUGAUCAACUUUACUUCUAAUUCAUGGAGCACUGAUGCUACGGUGACAACAUCACAAUCCGGUCACUUUCUAACAAAUACAACACAACCAAAUGCUACAAUGACCACUGAUCUCGCCAGACACACCAGUGAUAAUAGUCCUUUCAAUGGCAGCUCUUUUGCUCCCCCUGUUGGCAAUGCAUCCACAUCACAUCCAUAUUUUUUAAACUCGACAAGCACCUCGUAUCCCAUCAAUAUGACAGCUACAGAUCCAGCUACCACAAGCACAACAGUUACCUUUGUUGGUGAAAACAAAGACAUCACAUUGACUGUCAAGGCUGUGAUCAUAGAACAAGACUCAAAACGGGUAUCAUAUAUUGUUAUCCCAAUACUGUUGCUGUUACUGGUGUUGAUUCUUCUACUGUACAAAAGACACAUCACACAGAAAAAAAUGGAUAUGCCACCUCCGUUCAAGCCUCCUCCUCCACCAGUAAAGUACACAUCAGUGAGAGUCAAUGAUAUCCGCAUGACUGAUAUUUAAGCGUGACUCUGUGUGCCUUUUAGCCCCACCCACAGAUCAGGGGCCAGAAUUUCACUGACUGUUAUCAUACAAGAUUUAAAAUACUUUUAACAUGCAGAUAAACCAGAUUUAAAUGUUUUAUGUUGUUGAUUUUGUUUAUUUUUAAGUGUUUAUAUGUAAUUUGUUUUUUGCACAUUGUUUGUUUAGGCACAUUUCAUUGUAUGCCUAUGUAAAAAUUGUAUUUUUAUAAUUCAUCUGUUUUUUCCAAUUGUACAAUUUUAUUAAAUUUAAUUCUGUGUUUAACAAAUUUGCCAAUUAACUGUAUAUUUUCAAUAUAUAAGUCAGUCAGUCUUUGCAAUUGAAGACUCAGAUGCAAAAGCAGCUAAACGCAUGCACCUCCAUAAAAAAGGAGAUAAUGGGCAAAUUAAAAACAGCGUUUUCACUUCUGGGAUUGGGAUGGUCACUCAGGAUAAAGUGAAAAUGACAAUUUAUUGUAAUCGACAUAAUUGCACACACCUAUUAGAGUUAACACAUCAAGAGUUCUUAUCUUCGAAGGUAAAAGGCUUAGGGAAUUAUCAUUUCCGAUUGAAAUUCGGCCAAUGAUAUUGACCAAAAGCAUCAAAUAUCUUCACUUAAAUCCUCUAUAUGCACAGAAGACAAGUGAAUAAACGAUAGCACUCGAAACGGCCGUGGAUCACAUUCAAACUUGGACCUGAAUACAACCUGAAUGUGGCUGCCACAUAGAUCACAGCGCCCCCUAAUGUGUGGUGCAGUUUCUUCAUUUUUACAUUCUGAUUUUUAUUAUUUGCAAUGUUUUUAGAUUCAAGUGUCUUAUCCAAAUAAGUAAAGAAGUUGAGGUUUUUGUCUUAAAAGCUUGCAUGCACUUAGAGGGUUUUGCAGCGAAAGACAGUCACUCAAAUUUGUUAAAGGAACACGCCCACAUUUUGGGAAUAUAGCUUAUUCACCGUAUACCCCAGAGU